AAAUUUCCCCACCUCGAAUAAGCCUUCUACUUACAUCAACCCAUCUUUAUACCUUCCGCAAGAACAACUGAAUCACUAAAAUCCAUUGAUAAUAUCUAUAGAUCUUUAGUCGGAUUGUGAAACUAAACUGUUUGACCUGUGGUUUUCGAAUGCUACGAUAAAAAGCAGCCAUGGAUAUUCCAGCUCUUCUCAAAAGGUACACACCGGACCUCUCCCGCUAUGAAGCUAUCUACAAACAUCUCCACCAAAACCCAGGAUUGUCACUUCAAGAGGAUCUGGCUGCUAGAACGGCAGCCACAUUCCUCGAAAAUCUUAUAGGCUUUGACGUCCGUACAGACAUCGGUGGUAGAGGUCUGAUCGGGAUUCUGAAGAACUACUCUGGACCUACAAUUCUCCUUCGUGCUGAUAUAGAUGCAUUACCUGUCAAAGAAUUGACUGGUCUACCAUAUGCUAGCACCAAACGGGAAGUUGAUAUCGAAGAUGGCAUUGAAAAAUACGUGAUGCAUGCUUGUGGACACGAUAUGCAUAUAGCAUGUAUGCUAGCCGCUGCAGAAACAUUAUGGAAAGCAAAAUCCGAAUGGCAAGGAACGUUGGUGAUACUAUUUCAACCCAAUGAGGAGCGAGGCGCGGGAGCAAGGGCUAUGAUAGAUGAUGGAUUGUACGACUCCGAAAGACAUGCAUGUCCCAUUCCGGAUGUGGUUUUAGGACAACAUGUAAUGCCAGUUGAGGCAGGACAAGUGGGAACACGAAAAGGAAUCGCUGGAUCUGCAGCUGAUAGUUUUCGAGUAACGGUUUAUGGAAAGGGUGGUCAUGCAUCACAGCCUCAUAUGACGAUUGACCCAGUAUUUAUGGCCGCAAAUAUUAUUGUACGAUUGCAAGGGAUCAUCAGCAGAGAAGUUAAUCCGCGGGAUGCGGCUGUAAUAACAGUAGGCAGUGUCAUUGCGGGAAUGACGGAGAAUAUCAUUGCGGAUGAAGCUAUCUUGAAGAUAAAUGUGAGGAACUUUAACCCAGAAACAAGGGGAAAAGUUUUGAAUUCGAUCAAGAGAAUCGUAAAAGCGGAGUGCGAUGCUUCAAAUGCUACGAAAGAGCCCCUCUUUGAGCCGACGAGUAACUUCCCUUUCUUGAUAAAUGAUGAAUCUGUUACCCAGAAGAUUUCAGAUAGUUUUGAUCAGGUGUUUGGAGAAAACCAUACCCAAAAUUGCGCACCUUUGGGAGGAUCUGAAGAUUUUGGGAUUUUGGCAUCAGAAGCACCUAACAAAGAGGGCGGGAAAGGAGUGCCCUCGUGUUAUUGGCUCUUUGGUGGUACAGAUCCUGAGGUCAUUAGGAAAGCCAAGGAAACGGGAAGUAUGGAAGAUGUGCCAAUCAAUCAUAGUCCAUUGUUCGCGCCGGUGAUACAACCAACUCUUAGGACGGGAGUUGAGGCUUUGGUUAUAGGGGCGUUGACCUUUCUCGGAAAAAUUUGAGGAGUGCAUAGUCUGAGGGUUGCAUAAUCUGAGCAUAUCUGAGUGUUCGAAUUGAGCUUGGGAAUUACCUGAAGUGAAGAGUUUUGUUACCUGAGAAGGGAUUCACUGCGGAGCGGGAUGGCUCGCCGUUAACUUGGUUAGGUUCGGAACGAUCUGGCUACGAUCUAGCUUGAACCAAACUGUUUUUUAUGGGCUUAUGGAAGUGAGCGUUCGGACUUUGGUCGAGAUAGAUCAUAGAAUUGAUAGUGGUGAAUUGGGGCGGGGGGCCGGGGGUGGUGUUGGUGGCAAGUAAGGUUACCUUCACAUAUUAGAGCCAUCGGACAAACCUGAACCUCAGCAAUUUCAUAUCUAUGACUAUUCAAUACAUUAUAGGCAUACUAUAAUAUGCCA
Sclerotinia trifoliorum is the source of this 1853-nucleotide messenger RNA. NCBI's taxonomy places the organism in Eukaryota, Fungi, Ascomycota, Leotiomycetes, Helotiales, Sclerotiniaceae. The record is from the annotation of a GenBank genome assembly.